AUUCCCUGCAACCACUCCUUUUUCUCCAUCACAUCCUUUUUUCUAAUAUAACCCGUCGAUUGCAUUGUCGGAAAUAGCAAUCAACGAACGGAUGCGCGAGUUUCGAAUCAGAAUCUGAUGCCGACUCAUCACAGCCGUCGAACGUGCAAAAAUCGAACUUACUGUCUCCCUCUCCUUCUCCCUCUCUCUCUCUCUCUCUCUCUCUCCUGAUUUCUCUCUUUCAGAGUCUUUCUAUAAUCCAAAAGUCUCCGACCGUGCCUUCGAUUUCGUUGCUCAGAAUCAGACGCGAGAGUUGAGGCGAGAGAUUGAUUGAUUUAUUGAAAUGAACAACGGAAAGCAGGGAAGAACCAGACGGAAUCAGGUCGGACGUCGUCGGUUCGUUUCUCUGUCGCUUCUCAUCCUGCUCUUCUUGAUUACUUCUUUCUCGCACGUCCAUGGCAAAGCCAACAUCACCGCCACUUCAUUGACCUCUAUCAAUCGCGAUCUCUACCACACCAGUGACACUUUAAUGGAGGAAAUAAAAUCAUUGGUCCAUCGUCACCCAGAUAAGCUCCAUAUGGAGACAUUUGGAAGUAAAAAUAAAGGCUACCAUUCAGAGAUGACUGUGGUUACUUAUUGCCGGAAUAGGAAAGAGGUUGAUGACAGUUCAAAAUAUCGAAUCCUUCUUAGUUUUGGACAGCACGGGAGGGAGCUUAUUACAUCUGAGCUUGCGUUAAGGAUACUCUCCAUCUUAAGUGGAGAGGAAUUUCUACCCAAAACAGAUUUGAUUUCUUUGGACAAUACACUUGAGAGGCUUGUGAUAAAGGUGGUGCCAAUGGAAAAUUUGAAUGGUCGCCAACUUGUUGAAGCUGGAGAUCUUUGUGAGAGAAGAAAUGGAAGAGGAGUUGAUCUUAACCGAAACUGGAGUGUAGAUUGGGGCAAAAAAGAGAAGGAUUAUGAUCCAUAUGAAGAAAACCCUGGAACUGCUCCUUUUAGUGAGCCUGAGACUCAAAUGAUGCGUAAACUUUGCCUAUCGUUUGAACCACAUAUAUGGAUUAACGUGCACUCUGGGAUGGAAGCUUUAUUCAUGCCAUAUGAUCACAAAAAUAAGACUCCCGAGGGAUUGCCUUCUCGCAAUAUGCAAUUAAUUCUUGAACGGUUGAACCAUCUUCAUUGCCAAGAGCGAUGCAUAGUUGGAUCAGGAGGUGGCUCUGUAGGGUAUCUGGCACAUGGGACGGCUACGGAUUUCAUGUAUGAUAUUGCAAGAGUUCCCCUGGCUUUCACUUUUGAGAUUUAUGGAGAUGGAACAGCUUCCUCCAAAGACUGCUUCAAAAUGUUCAAUCCCACUGACCUUGCCACCUUCAACAGGGUUCUCAAUGACUGGUCUGCCGCGUUCUUCACAAUGUUCAAUAUGAGCACAAACCAGCUCGAUGAGCUUCGCUCAAGGGCCUCAGCCUCCAAAUUUGACAAGUCUGUACCUAUAGAUGACUAUCUGAAUGGGUAUUUAAUGGAGAGGAGAAGUAGAUAUGGGAAGAAGAUGGAGGUGCUUGAGCUUGGAAUACAGGAGAUAAGGGCCUAUUUCAGGCUUUUCUUGUUAUCCACGGUGCUGUUAAUGUUCAUGUUCUGUUCUAGAAUUUCAAAGAACAAUGGCAGACCACUUGUUUCUGCAAUGUCCUUCUGAUAUUUUACUUUAUUUAUUUAGUGGGGAAAAAAGGAGAAGAGAUGUAGGUGUAUAAAUUUUUGUUUUAGACACGCUCAUUUUUUUCCUUCAUAAUGCAAUUAUUUACUUGCUACUGUCA
Messenger RNA from Diospyros lotus (date-plum), 1778 nucleotides. RefSeq lists its product as uncharacterized. Gene Ontology annotation, molecular function: metallocarboxypeptidase activity; zinc ion binding. NCBI's taxonomy places the organism in Eukaryota, Viridiplantae, Streptophyta, Magnoliopsida, Ericales, Ebenaceae. Bases 323 to 1660 code for a protein of 445 amino acids. The record is from RefSeq and is a predicted model, not a curated record. Gene Ontology annotation, biological process: proteolysis. The transcript is spliced from 11 exons.